Molecule: messenger RNA, 1624 nt
Organism: Syzygium oleosum
Lineage: Eukaryota; Viridiplantae; Streptophyta; Magnoliopsida; Myrtales; Myrtaceae
Product: scopoletin glucosyltransferase-like
Exons: 1
Coding region: 43-1506 (487 amino acids)
Molecular function (GO): UDP-glycosyltransferase activity
Source: RefSeq, a predicted model, not a curated record
CUCCUCCUCUUCGUCUUCAUCUUCUUCGUCGUCAUCGCCGCCAUGGAAACUGAGUCCGAUCGAAGAGUUCAUGUCCUGUUCUUCCCUUUAAUGGCUCACGGCCACAUGUUGCCGACCCUGGACAUGGCCAGGCUCUUCACGGUCAGAGGAGCCAGAGCCACCAUAAUCACCACCCCACACAACGCCCCUCUCUUCCAAAAUUCUUUACAGGGCGACGCCAGAUCGCGAAUCGACCUCCGGUCCAUCGAGUUCCCGACCCUAGAAGUCGGUCUCCCGGAAGGCCUCGAGAACCUCGACAUGGUCACCACGCAGGACAUCCAGCAGAAGUUCUUCAGGGCCAUCUCGAUGCUGUCUGAGCCCCUGGAAGCUCUUGUUCAGGAAUUGGCCCCAGACGCGCUGGUCGCCGACAUAUUCUUUCCGUUCGCGAACGAGGUUGCGGCCGGGCAUGGCAUCCCGAGGCUGGCCUUCCACGGGACGAGCUUCUUCUCCAUGUGUGCGGCCGAGAGCGUGAAGAGGCACAGGCCUCACGAGAAGGUCUCAUCUGACGACGAGCCGUUUUGCUUGCCCGGUCUUCCGGACGAGAUCACGAUGACGAGGUCUCAGCUCCCGGAUGAGCUGAAGGUCAGCGUCCAGACUGAUUUCACCAGGUUGCUGAAGCGAUCUUAUGAAGCUGUGGAUCGAUGUUUUGGGAUGAUAGUGAAUAGCUUCUAUGAGCUUGAGCCGAGUUAUGUAGAUAACUACAGGAAUGCUCUCGGCAAGAGAGCUUGGCACAUCGGACCUGUUUCGUUGUGCAAUAGGAACUUGCAAGAGAAGGCACAGAGGGGAGGGAAGGAAGCAUCUAUCGACGGGCACGAGUGCCUCAAGUGGCUCGACUCGAGAGGGCCCAGCUCGGUCGUCUACGUCUGCUUCGGGACAACGUCCAAGUUCUCGGAUGCGCAACUGCGAGAGAUCGCCAUGGGAUUGGAGGCCUCUGGCCAGGACUUCGUCUGGGUUGUGAGCAGAGACAAAAAAGAAGAGAAAGGAAAUGAGGACGAAGGGCAGGACGAUUGGCUGCCCGAAGGGUUCGAGAAGAGGAUGCGAGGCAAAGGGCUGAUCAUUCGGGGAUGGGCCCCGCAAGUCCUGAUCCUCGAUCACCGGAGCGUCGGGGGCUUCGUGACGCACUGCGGGUGGAACUCGGUGCUCGAGGGGAUCAGCGCGGGGCUCCCGAUGGUGACGUGGCCCAUCUUCGCCGAGCAGUUCUACAACGAGAAGCUGGUGACCGAGGUCUUGAAAAUCGGGGUUGGGGUCGGGGCCCGGCGGUGGGCUAGGUUAGUGGGAGACUUCACGAGGAAGGAGGCGGUGGAGAGGGCGGUGAAGGAGAUAAUGGUGGGGGAGAGGGCAGGGGAGAUCAGAGGCAGAGCAAGGAGCUUUGGGGUUAUGGCCAAAAGGGCGGUUGAAGAAGGGGGUUCUUCAUACGAUGAUUUGGGGGCUUUGAUAGAAGAAUUGAGGACAUAUGGCUCAGGCUGAAGAACUAUGGUUUUGUGAGGAAUAAUGAAUGUGAUGACAUUGUGGUGCGUUUGAGGAACCAGAGUGCAUACUAUUAGGGUUUGGUGAUGAUUUCAAUGGUCAUUUUAUAUAUUACUAA